This is a messenger RNA of Petromyzon marinus (sea lamprey), 2377 nucleotides long. The record is from RefSeq and is a predicted model, not a curated record. NCBI's taxonomy places the organism in Eukaryota, Metazoa, Chordata, Hyperoartia, Petromyzontiformes, Petromyzontidae.
AACUCCUCAAUUUCGUACAAUAAUGUCUACAACUUGCGUAACAUUCUCCAAUUCCGGUCCUUCGUUUUACUGUUGUCUGUCGGUGACAUCUCGGAGAAAACAGCAAGAUCAUCAUCACGUGCUAUGCAAAGUACACAACAAGGAAAUCUGCUGCCCGUGUUGGCUCGCUUGGAUGCAUGAGGCUCAUCGAUGCUUGACGGUGCAUUCCUAACUUACGUGUUGUGUCCGGAAUAAUCUCAUCAUUACUCGCUGCAAAGUACGCCUCCACUUUGUCCACGUAACCCCUCGUUGGCCAACGAAACGCACCUUUGAGUGAAAUCACUGUCUCACGACAUACGUGGUGACAUCGGGCAGGCGAGCAAACGGCAACAGGCAAUUCGGUAUGUGUAGUAUAUAAUUUAAAAAAUAUAUUACUUUUUACUCCAUGCAUUGGCUCCACAUAAAAUAUCUGACGUUUGACAGAGGCAAAAUUAGGUGUCUGGAGUGAGCCGAACGUUUUUUUAUUUUUUUCUUUAAACAAAUAUGAGGAGAAAGUAGAAGGUAAAAAAAGAAGGCUGAGUUGUAUAAAAGUCCUAGACCGAGGAGAAACGAUCCACAGCAAAUUACCAACUGGUGCUUUUUCUUUUCCAGCACCGGAAAAGCAUGGACAUGGGCCGCUUGGUCCCGCCAUCCCGGCUUCUGUCCGGAUCAUCGCAGCUGCUGCUGCUGAUGCUGAUGCUCGGCACGGUUGCAAGAGUUGCAAAUGGUUGUCAGAUAUCAGGAGUGCAGGUGAGUGCCAGAAGUGAAACAACGAUCACAGUCACGUGGACGGAGGUCGGCGUGGACGCCACCAGCUACGUCUUACAAUUGUAUGAUCGGUCGACAUUCACAAACUCCCCCUUCACCAUCUAUGGGAGUGCCUCCAACUUCACAUUCACGGGGCUGGUGCCUAACAGAUACUACAGCAUUUACAUAACUGUCAACUGCAUUGGCACAAGAUACGUCUCUUCCACCGUGUACGACAGCACAUUGCCACCCAAAGUCAAUGUGACAAUUACUAGCAAGACAAUGACAAGCAUGAGCUUCUCGUGGGAGGUUUCUUCCUCCAAUUUGUACUACAAUGCUCGCUUGAAAGACAAUAACAACAUAAACCAGUCCUCGUAUGUGCUGUCCACGGGUAGCGUCACAUACACCAAUCUGAUUCCUGACACAAACUACUACGCAUAUGUGGAGACGAGAAAUUUGUAUUGCUCCCAAGGAUCUGAUGUGGUCAUGGAUAGAACUUGUAAGUAUUUUCAAAUCUGCAAUUCAAUGUCAUUCCAAUGUCAUGAGCAAGGGCUUGAGGACGUGUAACAAUAAUUUCUGUUUACAUGAACGUAUUGGCUGUACACUGGCGGUGCACGGUAUAUAAAAACACGUUUUUGCGCAAUCAUUAUUUAUUUUCUCGCGAUUUGCAAACCGCCAGUCGUGGUGGUGUGUCAAAAUCAGUUCUCGCGAUGCCAAAGCGGUGGGAAGACGGAACGUUAAGUGAGCAGGGCUGAACACGAAGCUUUGCAGUCUGUUGCCAUAUAGCAGCGCCCAGCCUGAUGACAGUCGACUGCUCCGUGCUCCAAAAAGGCAAGACUGGACUCCUUGUGUCCUUAGAGACUUGGUCGGCCGGUUUCUCGAUUAAUUUUCGGAAUAAUUUAUUUGGCGGACGGUGGCAUCAAAAGAUUACGACUCGUGGUGUCACCACCGAACGUUUGAAUGGGGGACGCGGCUGCUGAAUCUGCGUGCAACUUCUGAUGGAGAGUCCUGCAGCUCACUCAAGGGGCAACAGCGGUAUCGUCAGGACAUUGACGAAUCAGAAUAGGUUUUAUCCUUUAUGGCAAUAAGACAGGAGAUGUUAAGCUGUUCAAAUACCAUAUUGAUUAUACCUUUUGCAAGGAAUCAAGUCUGCAUUACGCACACGUACUUGUGGCGAACAUGCAAACAGACAAGCCCUGACAAUAAUGACAUUGUCAGGACUGUUGCAUGAGGACCGGUGCAUUAUGCUGCAACUGGUGUACCGCCAAUACGUCCAAAUGUAUAUAAACAUAAAUGUUUACUUAUAUAUUAACACGACGUGGUACAGGACGUGCUUCCUCUUCCUCCUCAGUCUUUGUAUUGGCAUAUUUUGCGUGCAAAGCAUCAUUUCACUCCAUUCUCUUUUUCACUCGCCAUCUCUUUCUCCAUAUUAGUUGGGUCUUUCGGUAAAGUCACGUCGAUAAGUUCAAUAAAAAUAGCAAAAAAAUUGCGAAAAACUCCGACGUUUCGAUCGCAACACAACCGGUCGUCAUCAGAUGACAUCAGGUGACGACCGCUUGUGUAGCGAUUGAAACGUCGUAGUUUUUUUCGUUGCUUUUUGUUAUCUUCUUUG